Messenger RNA from Penicillium soppii, 882 nucleotides. It is a transcript of the gene gtmA, whose product is annotated as gliotoxin thiomethyltransferase. Bases 1 to 882 code for a protein of 293 amino acids. Gene Ontology annotation, molecular function: methyltransferase activity. NCBI's taxonomy places the organism in Eukaryota, Fungi, Ascomycota, Eurotiomycetes, Eurotiales, Aspergillaceae. The transcript is spliced from 4 exons. The record is from RefSeq and is a predicted model, not a curated record.
AUGGUUUCCAAGCUUGAAUAUGAAACUCUUUUCAAGAGCGAAGCUUAUGCUGACUCGUUCAAACGUGGAGAAAUGGUCACCUAUCCAUUCGCUCAAAUGUUGAUUGAGCAGAGCAAGUUGGCCACCGAUUCCAAAGCCCAGCCCAAUCAACCUCUUGUAGUCCUUGACAAUGCUUGCGGUACUGGUGUUGUUUCAAGUAUUAUCAACCAGAAGCUUGAUCCUCUUGCCAAAAAGGGGUGGAAGCUGACCUGUGGAGAUAUCUCGCCGGCAGUGCUCCAGUACACUCAGCAUCGGAUGGAAACCGAGGACUGGCAGAACGCAGAGACAAAGAUUGUGGAUGCACAGGAAUCUGAUUUACCCAGUGCUUUUUACACUCACAUUUUCACGGCUUUUGCCUAUAUGGCACUACCUGAAUCCCUCAAGGGUCUUGAUGAAACUGUCCGAAUGUUGAAACCUGGUGGAACAAUCGCAUUUUCAACUUGGAUAGAACCUGGUUGGGUUUCCGUGGCUCGACAAGCAAUUCAAAAGAUACCUGGUAACCUGCCGUUCCCGGAGACCUCUGAGCUCAUGGCACUCAUGAGUGAUGGAAAAUGGAACUCGGUACCUUGGAUUGAGUCACAGCUGAAACAGCGAGGUUUCCAAGACAUCAAUGUCCGCGUUGAAACAAACCACAUUGCCCUCGAGUCCUCACUCUUUGUGGAUAUGAUUAUGUUGGUCCUUCCGACCAUGAUGAAGACUUUGUGGGAUGACUAUCAACUUAAGAACAACGAAAAGAAGGUUCGUGUGGCUAUAAAACAACACGUGGAAGAAACAUACGGGAGCGAUAGAGAUGUGGAAACGAAUUGGGUGGCUAUUAUUUCUACCGCGCGCAAGGCUAGCUAG